AUGGGGCGGGUCACGUGGGCAGGCGCGUUCCCACGCCCCCUCCGCUGGGUUCCGGGAUGGAGCGAGCACCGGGAUCGGGAUCGGGAUCGGGAUCCGGGACCGGGACCGGGACCGGCUCCGGCUCGCUGGGCCGCCACCGCCUGCGUGGUAACGGGCGCUUCCCGCGGCUUCGGCCGCAGCCUGGCGCGGCUGCUGGCGCCGCAGCUCGGGCCCGGCUCGGUGCUGAUGCUCCUGGCGCGCUCCGGAGAUGCGCUGGCUGAGCUGGCGGCCGAGCUGCGCGCCGGGGCCACCGGCAGUGCCACCGGCAGUGCCACCGGCAGUGCCACCGGCAGUGCCACCGGCAGCGCCACCGGCAGCAGCGAGCUGCGGGUGCAGUGCGUGCCCGCUGACCUGGGCUCCGCGGAGGGGCUGCGGAGGGCGGGCGCUGCCCUGUGGGAGCUGCUGCGGGACGCGUCCUUCGGCCGCCUGCUGCUGGUCAACAACGCCGGCUCCUUGGGAGACAUCUCCAAAUCCUUCCUGGACCUGACCGACCUGGAGGAGAUCGACUCCUACUUCUUCUUCAACAUCAGCUCUGCCCUCUGCCUGACCUCCACGGCCCUGAGGGCCUUUGGGGCACGGCCUGGCUGCAGCAGGACCGUGGUGAACAUCUCAUCCCUGUGUGCCCUGGAGCCCUUCCCCAGCUGGGCCCUGUACUGCUCUGGCAAGGCUGCCAGGGACAUGAUGUUCCGUGUGCUGGCCCUGGAGGAGCCCGGAGUCCGUGUGCUCAACUAUGCCCCGGGGCCCCUGGACACGGACAUGCAGCUCCUGGCCCGGAGCAGGACUGGGGACCUUGAGCUGCGCCAGCGCUUCCAGAGGCUGCAGGAGCAGGGGCAGCUCAUCCCGAGCUCUGUGUCAGCCCAGAAGCUGCUCCAGCUCCUGCAGGACGAUUCCUUUCCCUCCGGAGCACACGUGGAUUUCUUUGACAUCUGAGCCCUUCCACUUUCCUCUCCCUGCUUUGCUUCCAGCUGAGCCUUUCCCUGGUGCCUCCAGCGGGACCUUGUUCAAAUCCUGGGGGCUGGGAAGCCUUUAAGGACUCCUGUGUGAGCCUUUUGGUGCCUUUUUGGUCUCUGUGUGCCCUUUGGUGCCCUUUUCUGGCUCUGUGUGCCCUUUGGUGCCCUUUUCUGUCUCUGUGUGCCCUUUGGUGCCCUUUUCUGUCUCUGUGUGCCCUUUGGUGCCUUUUCUGUCUCUGUGUGCCCUUUGGUGCCUUUUUCUGGCUCUGUGUGCCCUUUGGUGCCCUUUUCUGGCUCUGUGUGCCCUUUGGUGCCCUUGUGGGGCUGGGCAGCAGCUCCUGCUGCUGAGCCCUCGCUGGCAGGGCUGCAAUCCCUCUCUCCCAGGGAUUUGGGAUUUGUCUCGGUGGAAUUGCCCUGGAAGGCUCAAACUCAGGAGUUUGUGGGAGCCAAAGGCACACGAGGGCUGUGCCAGCCCCACAGAGGCCCAGCAGGAGCUGUGUCCCCAUGUGUGUCCCCAUGUGUGUCCCCAUGUGUGUCCCCAUGUGUGUCCCCUUUGUCCCCAAGGAGCCAUUCCUGGGCUGGGGAUGUCCCCAUGGGGUGUUUGAGGGUCCCAGGAUGAGGGAGGAGAUGAGAAUCUUGAUUCCAUGUUCUCAGA
Molecule: messenger RNA, 1644 nt
Organism: Camarhynchus parvulus
Lineage: Eukaryota; Metazoa; Chordata; Aves; Passeriformes; Thraupidae
Gene: SPR
Product: sepiapterin reductase
Exons: 3
Coding region: 1-969 (322 amino acids)
Biological process (GO): tetrahydrobiopterin biosynthetic process
Molecular function (GO): sepiapterin reductase (NADP+) activity
Source: RefSeq, a predicted model, not a curated record